AUGAGUAAAGUUCCGAAAGUAAUUCUCAGCAGACACGCGUUUCUCGGCUCAACACCAGCAGCCAGCGAGUACCUCCAUGUGCAGAACAUGUGCAGGGGUGGGUUUCCUCCUCUCUGAUUUUGAUUGACAGCUGGCAGGAUAGUCUGAUUGGCAACUGAGAACUGAGUCUGAUUGGCAACUGAGUAAAGGACAAAGGUGAUUGGUGGAUCGCUACAUAGCACAUGCAGAGUCACAUGCAGUGUAUCUCAGUCAGUUACCCUUGAAAUUAACUGAGUUCAUUCACCUCCGACAUCGCAGGCUCUGCAAUGUGACUAUCGCACACACGUAUAUCGUGCAGGCCUACAAGAGAGAGAAAAAACAUACAUUUUUCUGCGGUAGGCUCGGGUCCGUAUUGGACUCUUUCCUGGUCCGGAAGUGGACCGCGGUCCGCCAUAUGGAGACCACUGACUUACAUGAUUCAGGUUUUCUUGUUGUCAUAUUUUGUCCCGAAAGUUGUAAAUACAACAAUUAAUUUGGUGUAAAUGAGUUUGUCCUUCAUUUAUGACAGAAUUUUGGGGCCAUAGGAGGAAAAAAAAAAAAGAUUUUAAGAUUAAAGUCAUUACUUAUGAGAAUAAAGUAAUUAUUAAUGGGAAUAAAGUCGUAAACUUACAAGAAUAAAGUCUUAAAGCUGCUUUUGUGGAGGGGGAAAUGGCUGGAACUGGGCAAGUGCAGGGUUAUCAUGGAUGCAUCAUCAGACCAUUCAGAGGGCUUUUGUGGUUUGUUUCCCAAAAAACAAUCCAACUGAUCAACAUUUGUGAUCCAGAGGGAGUCAAGCUCCGGCCAACAGUAACCUGCACCUGCUAAGGCCUCAAUACCUCAUGGCAUAUAGACUCAUAUGAUAACCUAAAGCUCUAUGCUAUUGCUAUUAACAGCUGCAUUGACAGAUUUAGCCUCUGUACAGCCAUUUCCAGCCAUUUUCCCCUCCACAAAAGCAGCGAUUCCCUCAAAGUCCACCUGUUUUUUUCUGUGGAAAUGAUGCAUUUCUUAUAUAUUAUUUUUAAAAUUUUGAUACUCUAGACAAUGUUAUGCUGAUGUACCAAAGGAUUAAGUAUCUCCAUGUCUGUCAAACCUAUACUGAAGUACACUUCAUCUAAAUGCUCCACAGCCCUCAUUUUAACUACUCUUCUCCACAACCGGUAACUUUACUACUCUCAUGUCAUGUUCAUCUGUUUGUUUUUAACAGUCUGAUUUCCACUGCUCAGACUCUCAGACUCCGAACCUGUUUCAUAUCUUGUAAUAUUAAUUGCAUUUUUUUCCUUUACAUUGUCUUCCAUCCUUCUUAAUGUGAUCCAGGAACCAAAGAGGAGACUCUGGUGGAUGUCUUGACCCACAGAAGCAGCUCUCAGAGGCAGCUCAUCUGUGCAGCUUAUGAAGAGGCCACAGGCAGAGUAAGAAAUCUGCUGUCAGUAACACACGUUCUGUUAUAAUCUGUAUUCAGCUUUAACAACACAACACUGAGUCUGUAGUAUGACCUGUUCUGAGAGAGGCAGAUCAUUCUUCCUCAUUAGGGCCUCAUUUUACAGAACAUAAGUUUAAACUCACAGGAAAUCUGUCUUUACAAUUCACAUUAGUUUGUUUGAUGGUUAAAAUAUUAUGAUAACUAUAACCACUCUGUGGGCCUUCUGAUGACCUGCAGUCAAAGUCUGGACAGGACAAGUAUAAGGGAAAAGACAGAUGGGUUUGACUGAGGGAAGAAUAGACAACCUUCUUAGAUUUGACUGUAAAACAUGCCACAAACUGAGGAACAAACUCACCCUCUAAGUGAAAAAUGUUUAGGUUUCCAUUGUAACACAACAAACAUUUCUGCAAAAGGGAAGUAAUGCAUACCCUGCCCUCAGUUUAUGCACAGCGAGGUGAUGUUGAAAAAUAAGCACAUGCACUUUGAGAUGAAUAAAUAUUUCAGUUACACAAAUAUCAUAAUUGCAGAUUAAGAAGUAGAGAGGUAAGAGGAUAGGAACGACAAAGGGUUAAAUAUUGACUAAAUAAAAAUGAGUUACUCUGAUUUUUAAUAGACAAAUGUUUUCAACACAGCUAAUUUCCAUCUCCUUCGAUUAUGAUCUCUCUGUGUGUGAAACUUUAAAGUUUUACCUAAAGUGAGUCUGUGCUUGUGUGUACAUUUGCACUCGUGUGUGCUCAUGUGUGUAUGUGUGUGUUCAGAUGUUGGUGGAUGACCUGAGAGGAGACACUGGUGGGGACUUUGAGGACCUGUUGGUGGCUCUGGUGACUCCCCCUGCAGCGUAUGACUGUCAUGAAUUGAUGAGAGCCAUGAAGGUCAGAGGUCACUCUCUCUGUCUGUCCUGAGCUGUUUGAAUUUAUAUGUCAAUGUUGGAGCUUCUGAAUGAGAGAUAUUUCUUUAAAUAGAGAUGCCUUUUUCUGAUGCCUGACUCUGUAAAAAAUUCUUUACUGAUUUUUUUUUUAAUUCUCUCUUUAUUGAGACAAGUUUCAUUACAUGUAACAUUUAAAUUUUGCACACACUCCCUUUUCAUCUCUCUUAUACAUGAUAUCAUUUUUACACAAAAUGAAAAUACAAGGCACAAGGAAGAAACAUGAACAUAUCUAAUAAUUUUAAAAUUGUAGCUAUGAGCCAUGGGUAUCUUCAAGAGGUAUAUUUUGUUUUUGUCUAUUCUCAGUUAAAAUCCAGUCUUAUUGGCGCUAUAAAGUGAAUCAAGUUUUUCCACACAACCUCAAAGUUGUCCCACUCCAGUGUGAUCUGACUUGCCCAGUGGUGGUAAGGCAGUGGCUCUGUCGGCUUCUUUGACUUUGGCAUACAGCAGAUCCAGGGUUUUGUUUUCACAGGUAGGACAGUUCACAAACUGUGUGAAUCCAGUCAGGUGAGAGGAGAGGGUGACAUGGUUGAAGUCUCCCGAUAUUAUUAAUAGUGCCUCAGGGUGUUGAGUCUAUGGCCUGACAACACUAUUUUGCAAAACAUCGCAACAUUCUUCAGUUAAUUUGGGUGGAAUGUAAACAACUACUGUUAUGAUAUGAUUUGAUAAGAUGAACUCUAACCAGCCUCAUGUACAGCUCUUACAGUUACCACUGUUGGUAGUUAAAAAUCAACAAAAAUAUGAUGGGGGGAAUGACGAUUUUAUCCAUGUUUACAAUAUUCAAGACCCACGUUAUUCAACGUGUUGACGUCAGACACCUGCCGGCCAAAUGACCAAUCAAUGUAAACUACAGAGACACGCAAAGCAUGUAGUUGCUAAACCAAAUUUAUACAAUGUAACAAAAACACAGACCUUGGUUCGGACCUUGGUCUGGACUUUCAGGUGUGAACACACCCUUAGAUUUGGCAUAAGUGCCUGAAAAGAUAUUCUAGGCUUUGUUAAAUACAUCUGAACAUCAGGAUGUUGUCUGCAAAUAAUCCUAUUUUCUGAACCCCUCCAUUCAAAUUCAUGCCUUUUUUGUUUUAAUUUUGUUUUAUCAAUUGACUCAAGGGUUAAAAAAAAAAAAAUGCAGAAAAGGAGAGGACUGUGUAAAAGAAUUUGACAGACUCCCAUUUAUCUUUAUCAUAGCUGCUGGAUUAUUGUAUAAAGCUUGUAUAGUUCUUAUAAAGUUCUCAUAAAAGUUCAAUUGCUCAAGCACUGUGUAUAAAAAGUCCCACCUCACAGAGUUGAAUGCUUUUCCCGCAUACAAACCUAUGAUUAUCACUUCUACCUGUUUGUCUUUGGAGGAAGAAAAGAGAGAAAAAUGAAAUAUAUAAAUACAUCAUUAAAUAAAUACUUAAAUGUGUUAUUAAUUAAAAUGGGAAUUUAAUACAUAAAUGUGUCAUUAAAUGUGUCAUAAAUUUAUUAAAAUACCAGUUCAUUUAAUGUAAAAACAUAUAUAAUUAUUUCACUGUUUUAUUAAUUAUUUCAUGGACCUGUGUUGCAGUGCUUCAUGAAUAUAUUUUAGCUGUCAAACUCACCUGUCAAAGUCAGUGGGCGGGACUAAUCUAGUGUGAUCCAUUGCUUUGGUCUGAAGCAUGGAAGUCAUUCAAAACACAGGGGCUACGGAGGAUCUGCUCCAACUUACUCAGGAGUUGGUUUUAGAUAUUUUAGACCUUUUGGAGUAUGUGGAAGCCUUCAUCCACCAGCUCUAAGUCUACAUCAAAGGUCCCAAAGGUAGAUGCUAGAGAGUGUGAACUCAAUAAAGAAGUUUUAGAGGGCUGGGCUAACCAUUAUCAGGGGCGGUGCCACCAACAUGUCGGACAGGCAUAUGCGAUAUGCGGUUAUGUCAUCAUAGCUAUUUGUGUGUGUGGGUGGAGGGGGUGGUUGUGUGUGUAUGUGUAUGUGUCUGUGGGUAUAUAGACUAUUAAAAAGAGGUCUAGUGGGGGAGAAUUAGCAUGGAAAAAAAAUACUGAAUGUUCAAGAGGAAUAGAAAUAGCAACAGUAAUACUACUACUACUACUACUAUUACUACCACUACCACCACUUCUUCAACUGCUACUACUACUACUGCUAUUAAUAAUGAUAAUAAUUGUAAUAAUAAUAUAAUAAUAAUGGCAAUAAUAAAAAUGGUAAUGCCAUAACCUUUUUUAUUAAUUUGUAAUUUCCCACCUUCGUAGCUUUUUUCCCUUCCUUUUUUUCUUAUCCCUUUUUUCCCGUGCCAUUAACAUAAUUGAUAUAAACAUGAUUACUGUUUAUAUAACUCAGCAUGAGAAAAAAAAAACAUGACAACGAUAUAAAAUUUAUUAAAUGUUACAAUAAUCUGAAUGAUCUAGUAAUACAAACUAAAUAUAUUAUACAUGAUAUGAUAAUUUAUAUGAUGUUAUGAUAAAAUAUAAAUAUCCCAUCCAUGGUAUAACAAUGAAUUUCAAAUAACAUCAUUAUAGUAUAGUUGUCAGGUUCACGUGGACAUACUUAACAAUUAGGAGGAUUCAAGAACACAGAAGAGACCAAAAAAGGUUUUACUUGACCAAGGAAAGAACGGUUGAGGAGAACUGCUCAAGUUCUCAGUCAGUCCCUCUCUGACCAGUUCUUCCACAAGGGCAUCCUUUAUUUCAUGAUUAUUCAUAGUCAUUUACUUCUGCAAACUUCUGCAACCGUCAACUAUGCAAUAGUUUCUUAAGUCUUACAUAAUGAGAAACAUAAGCAUUCUCAUGUCCCUUUGCACAAGACAAGGCACAAAAGUUCAACUGUUUCAUAUCUCUUUGCAAAACACAAAAGUUCAAAUCAUCUAAAGCAUGAUAACUUAUUUACAGAUUAUUCCAACAAUAGUACUAAUGAAACAAAGAUAAUCAUAUAUUUCUUUUGUGUUGUUGACAGCAUAGUAGAAUACUGUGUAGUAGUCGCCACCAUCACCAAAGUAGAUAGACUGGUAAAUGUAUUAAAUUUUGGAUGACAGAAAUAUACUUUUUCAUAUUUAAGCUAGUAAGAGGAAGUGAGAAGCCAGACAGAAUCAUGAUCCUUGCUGUUGUUUGAGUAUGUACUUUUAAGGGAAAUGUGGUCAGUGAGCUGGUUUUUCCAGUGUUUGAUAUGGAUAGAGUUCCUUGAUUUCCAGUUUAUGAGGACAGUUUUCUUAGCGAUAGUUAGGGCUGUGAGGAGUAAUUGACAGUGUGUUUUAUCCAGUUUCAUUGCUGCUAAUUCUCCUAGCAGACAACAGGAAGGUGAUGAUAGAAUGUGGCAGCUCAGAAACAGGGAUAGUAUGUCUGUGACAUUUUUCCAGAAGUGACUGACAGGUGUGCAGUACCAUUAUCCAAGUGGGGGGGGCUGUACUGUGUUGAUGUGCCACACUCACAGUGCCAGAUCGCAUGGAUGUAAGUGUCUGUGAAAAUCCCAUUUUAAACAUUUCAUGACCGGUGACGUGAGUUCUGUGAAGUACUUUGUAUUGUAUAAGUUUUAAAUUGGGAUUGGAGGUCAUGAAGUAAAUAUUCUUGCAAAUUUGGGUCCAGAAGUCCAGAACCCCUUAAUUGAUGGGAUGCAGCUGAGAUUUGUUCAGGACACACCUGAUGGGGUACCUGACAGGCUAGAAAAUAAGCACCUUAUUUUCGCCUAGGUGGUGCUAUGCAAUGUCUCAAAAAAUAGCAAUCUCCAAUAUUGCUAUAGAUUUACCUGCCGGUGAGGCAUCGGUGAUGUAUGCCGAUACGCCGCCAGUCUACCCAAAUACUACUAGACCAGCUGCGCUCUGCCUGCGCUGAAAGCUGACCAGGUUUGAAUCGGCGAGCCUCCAGCGCACUUUACACACCACUGGCGAGCACGAAAAUGUCACUGCGCCAGCUGAUUCUGUCGACACCUCCCCCUGCCACGCCACCACACCCAGCUUGGCGGAUCUCGGUUCGCUUCCGUGCGCCUCAGUCCACGAAAAUACUACUGGCUGUAAGCCGGGCUCCGCCAGAUGAAAAUACAACUGCGCGGGGUCCGCCACCCUCCGCCGCCUCACCGGCGUACACGAAAAUAGAGCCCCAUGUGUGCUGAGGCAGCCUGUGACCAAAAUCAAAAUAAGAAGAUGGACACCUCAAGCCAGUGAAGCUCUAAGGGACUGUUUUAAAUCAACAGACUGGAAUGUGCUGCUGGAAACAGAUGUGGAUAGUAUGAACAUUGAUGAACAGGUUGACUGCUUUACUGAUUAUGUCAACUUCUGUAGAGACACAGUUAUACCCACAAAAACUGUUAGCUGUUUCCCCAACAACAAACCCUGGAUCACAAGAGACAUAAAAGCAAUCCUUAACUAGAAAAAGAUCGCUUUUAAAGAUGGUGACAAAGAACAACUCAAACAAGUGCAACAAGAGUUGAAGAGGCGACUGAAGAUAAUAAUAAUAAUACAUUUUAUUUGGAGCGCCUUUCAUGUCACUCAAGGACACUUUACAGAACAUAUAAAACAAUGAUAACAGAGCACUAUUAACAAUGAAAAUCAUCAAUCAUCAAAACAGUUAAAAUCAACAAAGCAGCAUAAACAACAGCAAAGGAAUAAAUAAAGAAAUAAAUAAUACCAAUUAAAAUUAAAUUAAAAGAGUGAGUAAGGGGUGUUGGGAUGGAUAGGCCAGUUUAAACAGGUGUGUCUUGAGUUUGGAUUUGAAGAGGGGGAGGGAGUCUAUGUUGCAGAUGUGUGAUGGUAAAGAGUUCCAGAGUCGGGGGGCAGAGCAACUGAAAGCUCUGCCCUCCAUGGUGCUGAGGUGAACAGGGGGCACAGUGAGGUGGAGAGAGGAAGAGGAUCGGAGGCGGUGUGAUGGAGUGGCGAUGUGGAGGAGGUCAGACAGGUAAGUAGGGGCGAGUUUGUGGAUGGCUUUAAAGGUAUACAGGAGGAUUUUGAACUGGAUCCUAAGUGGGACCGGGAGCCAGUGGAGCUGCUGCAGGAUGGGGGUGAUGUGGUGGGACGAAGGGGUUUUGGUGAUGAUCCGGGCAGGGGGGUUGUGGACCAGUUGAAGUUUAUGGAGAGAUGUGUGAGGGAAAUGGAAGAGGAUGGAGUUGCAGUAGUCCAGACUGGAGGUGACGAGACUAUGGACGAGGAUGGAGGCGGUGUUGGGGGAGAGGGAGGGACGGAGCCGAUUGAUGUGGCGGAGAUGGAAGUAGGCAGUCCGAGUGGUAAGGCUGAUGUGGGAUUUGAAGGAAAGAGUACUGUCAAGGAUGACACCCAGACUCUUGACCUGAGGGGAGGGGGGAACUGAGGAGCUGACGAUGGGAAGGGAGAGACUGUCAACUUUGGAUAGGAUGAAUUUGGAACCUACUAGAAGAAUUUCUGUUUUCUGACUGUUUAGUUGGAGAAAGUUGGCGGUGAACCAGGAUUUAAUUUCGGACAGGCAGGUGGUGAGGGAGGUGGGUGGGAGGGUGGAGUUUGGUAAGCUGGAGAGGUAGAGCUGGGUGUCGUCCACGUAGCAGUGAUAUUGAAGGUUGAAUUUACAGAAGAUGGAACCAAGGGGGAGGAGGUAGGUGAUAAACAGCAAGGGCCCCAGGACAGAGCCCACCUGAACUGACUGGGGAGGGGUCGGACUUAAAGGAUUUGAGCUGGAUGAACUGUGUGCGGUCUGAGAGGUAAGAGUGGAACCAGCGGAGAGGGGUGUGGGAGAUGCCGAUGGAGGAGAGUCUACGGAGGAGGAUGGGAUGGGAGAUGGUGUCAAAGGCUGCACUGAGGUCGAGGAGGAUGAGGAUGGAAAGUGAACCGGAAUCAGCUGCAGUGAGAAGGUCAUUGGUGAUUUUUAGCAGUGCGGUUUCGGUGCUGUGGUGGGGGCGGAAACCAGAUUGGAAGGGGUCGUAGAGGGAGUUCUGAGUUAGGUGGGUGCAAUGUUCCCUCUAAGCUGCGCGCCUGCGCAAUCGCGCACUGCUCACACAUUAUCAGCGCACAAGAAAAGCUAUACAGCGCAUGUCUAACACAGUGAGUGAUAGAUGUCCAGCCAAUGAUGUGAUACGGUUCACUUACGCUACGUAGCCAAUCAUCGCAUUGACAUUGCUUACAUACCGUAAAUUCCAGACUAUAGAGCGCACCGUUACAUAAGCCGCAGAUGCUUAUUUUAGGGAAAAAAUAACUUUGUACACGUAUAAGCCGCACCAGUAAAUAAGCCGCGGGUGUCCACCUGGUGACAUUGUCACCUAGAAAGUAAAUUAAAAUGUUUUUUUUUAUCAAAGUUUUAUUUAUUUCGAAAUAUUUACUCAGCUACACACAGAUAGCGAAAACAUAUGGACAACAGUAAAUCUACACAAGCAGUUGUCAGCGCUGGUCCGUGUCCCUGUGUGUGCGGGUGUGUGUGUGUCUGUCUGUGUGUGUAUAGCCCUGUAGACGACUUUCAUUCACGGAUACAUAAAAGAAGUGGACAAACAUGUUUGAUACAGUCAGGAAAACAUAGCGGCAUAUCCAUGAUAGCUCUGAAACAACAGUUGGAGGAGCAGAAGCGCUGCGGAGAAAUACGCGGCCGGUGGGAACUAAAGGCUGCGCUGAAUGGAAGCUAGUGAUGUGUCGGUCGGUGACCAGAAGGAGCGCCGCAAUAGUGCACUGCAGAUAGUUUCGGCACCUGUUUUAUUUCCUUGCGCGAGCCAUGUCGGACCCCCCCCCCCCGCAUGCCACCAUCCACCUUUUAUUGUUUACUUUCACUUUCUCCCGAUUCCUUCGGCAUUCUCAUGGCAAAAACAGGACUCUUCUCAUGGCAAAAACAGGACUCUCACAUAUAAAAUACUGCACAUUUCAUGUACAAAAUUUUUGUCUUUUUCAUUUUAAGUGGGCCAAAUCACUUUUAUUAAAAGUAAAUAAAUUGAAAUUGCUGCUGUAAUCUGAUUAUUUUAAUAAACCACGUAAGUGUCAUGAUUCCAGUUAUUGUACAGGUGUGCUACUGGUGUGUGGUCACAGCGUGCGCAUUUGAUGGUGCUCACAAUGAUCUUCAGUGUGCUCAGGAAAAUUAGAGGGAACAUUGGGUGGGUGUGUAGUUGGCUGGCGACGACCUUUUCCAGUAUUUUGGCUGUGAACGGUAGAUUGGAGAUGGGGCGGAGGUUGUUGAAGUUAUUGGGGUCAGAGCCAGGUUUUUUCAGGAUAGGGGUGAUGGCUGCUGUCUUGAGGGAUGCGGGAACAGUUCCAGUGGUGAGUGAGGAGUGAAUGAUGGCAGAUAUGAGAGGAAGCACAGAUGGGAGGCAUGAUUUGACCAGUGUGGUGGGAAGGGGAUCCAGCUGACAGGUUGAGGGUUUUCCGGAUGAGAUCAUAGAUUUCAGAGUCGAUGGGAAGAAGAAAACUGGAGAAGUACUGACGGUGUGGCAGGGGAGUUGGUGGGGUCGGAGGGGGUCCAGGGGGGAGAGAGCCUGAGUGCAGUUGUUGGUGGAUGUUGGAGACUUUGUCAUUAAAAAACUGCAUUAGGGUGUUGCAGGUGUCGGUUGAAGACAGGUAGACAGGGGGGGGGGGGGUGGAGAGACUUGUUGAGGAGAGUGAAUAGUGAUCUGGUGUUUCCUUUGUUGGAGAUGAUCUGGGCGGAGUAGUGGUCUGUCUUGGCUUGAGAAAUUGAGUCCUUGUAGCAGUGGAUGUGGUUAGUGUACAUUCUUUUGUGAAUGGAGAGUCCAGUUUUCUUGUAGAGUCUUUCCAGUUGGCGGCCUUUGGUUUUCAUAGAGCGGAGAUGGGGGGUGUACCAGGGAGCAGUUGUGGAGAAGGAAACAGAGCGUGUUUUGACUGGAGCGAGGGAGUUGAGGAUGUUAUUUAAACAGGUGUUGUAAUGGGAUGUUAUUUCAUCAGGGUAGCGGAACAGUCCGGGAUCAAACUAUUGUUGAUGUUAGAGCACAGAGUGUCAAUGUUUAUGUUCUUAAGAUUGCGGAAUGAAAUGAGGCGUGGUGUGUUAAUUCUAGAGAGGCAGAGAGGAAUACUGAAGGAGAUGAGGAGGUGGUCACUUACAUGGAGAUCAUCGGCUGUGCAGUUGGAUGGGAUGAGGCCAGAGCGGCAGAGUAGAUCCAGAGUGUGUCCUUUAGUGUGUGUCGGGAAGUUGAUGAAUUGAUGGAGUCCAAAACUGUCCAGGCAUGAUGAGAAGUCUCUGGUGAGGGGCAGGUUGGUGUUGUCAAUGUGGAUAUUGAAGUCCCCCAGUAUUAUUGUGUUUGGUGAGAGUGUGCAUAGAUGGGUGAGUAGAACUGAGAAGUCAUUUAAGAAGUCAGUGUGGGGCUUGGGGGGGGGGGGCAGUAGAUGGUGGCGAUGAUGGUGGGAGUGGGUCCAGGGAGUGUAAGUGCCAGAAGUUCGAAUGAGGAGAAGAGAGGCAGGGACAGCGAUAGAACCUUCCACUUCUUGUGGUGGAUGACAGCGAUACCUCCACCACGGCCGGGGAGGUGGAGUCCUUGAGUGAUGAGAAGUCAUUUGGUUGUUGCCAUGUUUCAGUGAUGCAGAGGAAGUCCAGCUUGCGGUCAGUGAGGAGAUCGUGGAUGAUGUGUCCCCUGUUGGUGAGUGAGCAGAUGUUGAGAAGUCCGAAGCUGACAGAGGUAUUGUCAUGUUUGGUGAAGAUGGGAGCCAGCAUGGAUGGGCUUGCUAAAACAGAGUGAUUGACAGUCCGGGUGGUGUUUCUAUUAGAGUGGUGUCUCUUGGUGAUAUGGACAGGAAUAGGGAGGAGUUGGAUGCUACUGUGAUUAUUUGGGAGUGGGGAAAAGAUGACGGGAAGAUCUGUGGCAGAGGGAGUCGGUGACAGAAUUGGCCAGCAGGGGGAGCUCUGGGGAGGACCUGUCAACAGUGGGUGCACCACAGAGGGAGAGGGGGGUGUGUGUGGGGGGGAAGUAAAUAGUCAGUCACAUGGUGAACAGUGUAUGGUGUGCUGCAGGUUAGCCGCUAAUAUGCAGCUAUCUGUGGUGUUCGGGUGGAUACCAUCCAGUUUAAAAAAGGACGAACGGUUCCAAAAAAGAUUAAAAUGGUCCACGAAGGCAAAGCUAUGGGCUUGGCAGGUAGAUUGGAGCCAGGUGUGCAAGCUGAGCACUCUGCUGAAGCGCCCGCACCCACGACCAGAAGUGGGAUUGGGACCGCUGAUAAAAACAGACAGUUCACAGUUUUUCAGGAAGUUAAAAAGUUGGGUAAAAUGGUCUUUCGUGAGCUCGGUCUGGUGGAGGGACAUGUCAUUUGUACCGACAUAGAUUAUGAUUCUCUGGAAGAAAGAUGGGAGAGAUUUUAACAGAGUGGGGAGGAGUGUUAGAAUGUCAAGGAUCCUCGCACCAGGGAAACACUGCGUGACGGCGUUAAAAAAGUGGAUGAUUCUCACGGUGGAGUCGCCCACAAUUAAAGUCGUCGGAGGGAAAAGUGGACGUGGAGAGUGCGUGACCGGAGAGGAAUAUGUCAUAAGAGGGGGGGAACUCGCCAAGGACGACAUCGGAGUGGAGAUGGGAGGGACACGGGCCAGCCGCGGUGCAGGUGUGAAGCACGGCAUCGAGCGCUGCCGGAGAGACCCGGCAUGCAGAUGGUCGGGCACGGGGGGGCGGACGGGAUGGGGAAAGCAGAGAGCUGAAGGACCCGUGAUACAGCCGGGUGGACAUCGGCUGGGAUCCCGCGGGCAGCGGGGGGGAAGUCAUUGAGGUCCAGGGUGUCGAAUCUGUUUUCCAGGUGGAGGUGGAAGAGGGGGGCCUGAGGUGGGAGCCUUGUUUUCCCGGUGCGGGCGGUGAUGUGGGACCAGUGCUCCUGCAGGGAUGGAGUGGAGCUAGCUGGAGGCUCUGGUUUAGCCUUGGGUUUUGCUCCCAGCCUUGUCGAGGAGACGACGGGGGAGAGGGAUGUAUGAGCAGGCAGAGGAGAGGUGGUCGCAGCAGCCGGAGGAGAGGUGUUGGGAGUGGUGGGGUCUGGAUCCGAUGAGCCGGUGAAGUCGGGAUGUGGUGUUCUGAAGAUAAUGGUGUCCAUGAUUUUCUAAGCUUCCUGGAUCUGGUAGAGGGUGGAGAUCCUUCUCUCCAGCUCCUGGAUCUUUUCUGCCAGACAGGCGCAGCUGGCACAGCCGGAUGGAGAGGAGCAUGGAGCCAUGGCUGAAACAGAAAGAGCAACAGCCAGCAGGCAGCCAACGACACAAGGCAGGAUCUGACAGAGGACAGUGUGGAUCAGGGAUUCGACUGUGCCGAGAAUGACACUUACACGCCAGGGCUCCGUCCCUAAGGUAGAGGAUCAGACAACACGGGAGGAGACUUACCGGCGAGGGCCCCGGAAGAGGGCCCGCUGUUGGUGGAAAUCUCAGGUAAGUCUCUCUUGCGGCGUUCCAGCCGUGGCCGAUGUGUUUAUUUAAUCCCAGAAACUCAAACGAUAUCCCCCCGGCUCUGUGUUUGUUUAAAGGUUGAAAUUUUGGUGGCAAAAUGAAAAGACAGUGCUAGCUGCUCGUUAGCUCAUGGCAAGCUGUCGGGGUGGAGCACACGUAUCAGCGCAGCAGCGCGCAGUUUGCUCUCUGGUCGAUGGCAAAGCUGGAGUACAAAAAGAAGAUAGAGAAUCAUCUACAACACAGCAACAUCCGUGAAGUGUGGAGAGGAAUCAGUACCAUCUCUGGACACAGCAGUCAAAAGAAAAGACAGCCAGUAGUGGGUGAUGUGAAAAGAGCGGAUGAACUCAACCUGUUCUUCAACAGAUUUGACACUGCUGUCACUCCCACUUCCACUGCUACUCCACCUUCCUCUCCGCAACAAAUCUCCACUACAACUUCUCCCCUUCCUCCUCCAUCUCGUUCAAAUGUCUCAUCCACUUCAACUGCCUCCCUCCUAGAUCAACAGUCCUUGUCUGUCACCGAAACAGAGGUGAGGAUGGAGCUUGGAAGACUUUGUCCUGGAAAGGCAGCUGGUCCAGAUGGUGUGUGUCCAAGGCUGCUUAGAGACUGUGCUGCAGAACUGUGUCAACCUCUCCACAAGAUCUUCAACCUGAGUCUACAGCUGGGUCAGGUACCUGCUCUGUGGAAAACAUCCUGCAUUGUGCCAGUACCAAAAACAAAAUGUCCUGCUGAACUCAAUGACUACAGACCAGUGGCCCUCACUUCCCACAUCAUGAAAACCCUGGAGCGGCUGAUUCUGCGCCUUCUGAGGUCUGAGGUCAAAGAAAAACUGGACUCCCUGCAGUUUGCAUACAAAGAACACAUUGGAGUGGACGAUGCUGUCCUCUACAUGCUUCACCGUGCCCUGUCUCAUCUGGAGGAACCUGGGGUUUAUGUGAGGAUCAUGUUCUUCGACUUUUCAAGUGCAUUCAACACCAUCCAACCCACUAUACUCAAGCAACUUGGGGCACUGUCUUGUUGAGUGAUUUAUAAAGACUGUUCAUACUAGUCAAGUGACCAAAAAGCGCCAUUGCUGUAUCUGUGUAGAUUUUGAUAUCUUGCGGUUUGACUACAGAAGAAGACAGACACUCGCCGAAAUAGAGCAGGUUUCAUAAGGACGAUGAUAUAUGUUUUUACAUUGAAUGAACUGGUAUUUUAAUAAAUUAAUGACACAUUUUUGUAUUAAAUUCCCAUUUUAAUUAAUUAAUGACACAUUUAAGUAUUUUUUUAAGGAUGUAAUUAAAUGUUUCAUUCUGUCUCUUUUCGUUCUCCAUGUUUGUCAAGUAUAUGUUGCAUUAUAUGCAACAUCUUAUAUUGUCUUGGGUUUAGCUGUGUUUUAUAAUCCUGUUUGAUCUAAAUACAUUAUUUCUGGGAGAAUUUUUGUCCAUGUGUCUGGCCGUAAUAGCAGUGAAUAGUCUGAUUUAGCGCACUUCGGGUCUGAUUUAAUAUGAUUUCCAAAUAAGGGCUGCUAAAUUGCAUGUGCAACCUAAAAAAUUACACGUGCUAUUCAUGGGCAUGUUGUGGGUGAUCUGUUGUGGGUGACCAUGGAGAGUUUGUGAAAGCUGAGUGGUUGUGGAUGAAUAAUUAUGUUUGAAGCCUGGGUUGCACCUAUUGUUUUGGGGAGGCCAGCAACUGCAUAAAUGGCAAGGCAAGUUUAUUUGUAUAUCACAAUUUAUACACAAGGCAAUUCAAAGUGUUUUACUGAUGCAAGAAAAUAUAUUUAAAAUGAAAUAAAAAAAUUCAAUUAAUGAGACAAAGACAUACAUUUUAGCGACUGUUCCGGGUUUUACCUAAUUAUUUAUCAAAACUGUAAUUUACUUGAAAAACAAAAUAAAUCACAAGCUUUUAGCCCCGGAGCUCCCAAGCACUUGGUCCAACACUUGGGACAGAACACCAGAAAAACUACUCUGGGAGACCACUAACUGCGAUGAAACGCUGGAAUGAUCUAGAUGCUGGAAUGAUCCAGAUGCCGGAAUGCAAUGUUGCAAGGAAUUUUUCCAUAGGACAUAUGGCGUGGAUCAUUUUUGUGACUGACUUCAAAUCAGCCCUUGGUCACCCAGCAGUUCAAAUAUGGCAAUACUGUUACUCUAAUAUUUUUCUUUCUAACAGUCCAAAUAUGUUGACACUCGCACGGAAGACUCUCUUUCUCCGUCGUCUAUCACUACACUUUUGCUUCCUGCUCCCCACAAUGACCGUAGCCAUUUGCGCGUAACACUGUGCCAGUUUGCAUGUGCCUUUAAACAUGCUAAAUAUAGAUGCAAAACAGUGAUCACAAUCAGUUUCCGGGUGUGAUAAAAGACAUUGCAGAUGCUAAAUGAUGCCAUUCGCUUCUACUCCUCCCAGUAUUUUGCGCAUUCUGUUGAUCUACACACGUUCUGCAUAUUAAUGAAGGCAAACACAUUAAACUGAUUGUGCAUGCUAUUUUGCUCAUUUGACAAUCCUCGGUGCACAUGGUUAGUAGAUCAGCUUUGCGCACACUAUCAAGUUUGCACGUGUUUUUGUACUCACACUCUAAAAACUCUUGGGUUUUUUUCUUCAACCUAAUUCCUGGGUUAUAUGUGUUGAGUUAAAUUUCUGAGUUAUUUUUCAGAUCCAUACCCAUUUCUUGGGUCAAAUGGAUUCAGUCUUAGUGACUGAGCGCCCUGAGAGUGGCAGCGAGUCACAGCAGCUCUACACAGUGUUCACGUUUUUGCCUUUUUUGUUGUUGUAUUUUGAACCUUAUUUGUCUUUCUUUUUAAUAAGCAGUGUUGUGUUUUGCAUAUUCCAAUCAUGGAUGUGCACUCUAGCACUUUGUUUUCUUUUACUUUUUGGAGUUUUUAAGUCCAUGUCUGGUGACCCGUUCAGCGGCUCUAUUGUUUACAGCCGUAAACAGCUGUUGACGCUGCCCCAAGCCCGGCCACCUUCAUUUGAGAGACUGGAUAUCUCCGCCAAGCUCCGCAGGAGAGGGAGAGGAUGCAGAGCCAGAGUUCAGCAUCAGGCAAAGCGGAGACGUGAUAAGCCAACUGUCCUGUCCAUCAUUAUAGGAAACGUGAGGUCUCUCCCCAACAAGAUGGAAGAGCUCACAGCGCUGACUCGGCUGCAGUGGGAAUACCGGGAGUGCAGCCUCAUGAUGUUCACGGAGUCAUGGCUUAAGGAACUCACUCCGGACCCGCUCGUAACUUUGGACGGAUUUCAUCUUGUCAGAGCGGACCGGAGUGUGACGGAGAGUGGUAAGAAGAAAGGAGGCAGGAUAGCGGUGUAUGUAUAUGAGAGAUGAUGUAAUGCUGGGCACGUUAGUGUUAAAGAGCAGCGCUGCUCUAUGGACAUUGAGCUGCUGACUGAAUGCCCAACAAGAGACAAUAAAACUUCUGACUUACUGUAUGCAAACACCAAGGAUGCAUACACCUCCUCCCCUCUCCCCCCGCUGGGCUGCUCAGAUCACAACCUGGUGAGAUCAGAGAGGGGAAGGCCAGCUACAAGACCAAGAUGGAAAACCUUCUGCAACAGAACAACGCGAGCAAGGUCUAGAGAGGCCUGAAAUCCAUCUCAGGUCACCGCAGGGGCCAUGAGAGGGGACCUGAAGCAGGAGACAGGGAGUGGGCCAACGAGCUGAAUUUGUUCUUCAAUAGAUUUGACUCUGCUCCCACUCCUCCCCCGACUCAUCCAACCAAACGACCCAACUGCUUCUUCUUCAUACCACCUCAGUUCUAUGGCACCGGCAUCAUCACCCCCCCUCCAGCACCACCCCCAGCCUCUCCAUAACAGCUGACCAGAGGAGAAGUGAGCUGAGGAAGAUGAAGCCAAGGAAGGCCACGGGUCCUGACGGCAUCAGCUCCAGACUCCUGAAGGACUGUGCAGACCAGCUCUGUGAGGUGCUACUGCACAUCUUCAGCUUGAGCCUGAGUCUGGAGAGGGUCCCAGCACUGUGGAAGACUUCCUGCAUGAUUCCUGUACCCAAGACAGCACACCCCAGGGAGCCCAACCACUUCAGACCUGUGGCUCUCACUUCUCACCUGAUGAAGACUCUGGAGAGGAUUGUGCUGAAGAACCUCCACCUCCUGGUGAGCUCUCAUCUGGAUCCUCUGCAGUUUGCGUACCAGCCAAACAUUGGGGUGGAUUACGCAGUCAUCUACCUGCUGCAGAGGUCCAUGGCUCACUUGGAGAACACCGGCAGCACUGUGAGGGUCAUGUUUUUUGACUUCUUUAGUGCUUUCUACACCAUCCAUCCUUCACUGCUUAGGGGGAAGCUCGAGAGGGCAGGAGUGGACUGUCACCUAGCUGCAUGGACCGUGGACUACCUCACCGACAGACCACAGUUUGUGAGACUUCAGAACUGUGUGUCGGACAUGGUGGUCUGCAGCACAGGGGCUCCACAGGGGACAGUGCUCUCUUCCUUCCUCUUCACCCUGUACACCUCGGACUUCAGCUACAACUCUGGGAGCUGUCACCUCCAGAAGUUCUCUGAUGAUACAGCCAUCGUCUGAUGUGUAUCGUCAGGGGAUGGGCGGGAAUACAGGACUGUCAUCACUGACUUUGUCAACUGGUGUGGUACAAACCACCUCCAGCUCAACACCAGUAAGACAAAGGAGAUAGCUGUGGAUUUCAGCAGGAGGAGGACACCUCAGACUGUUCCAGUGAACAUUCAGGGUCUGGACAUCAAGAUGGUGGAGUCCUACAGAUUCCUGGGUGUCCACCUCAACAAUAAACUGGACUGGUCAACCAACACAGACGUCCUGUACAAGAAGGGCCAAAGUUGUCUCCACCUGCUGUGGAGACUGAGGUCCUUUGGAGUGUGCAGGACUCUGCUCAGGACUUUCUAUGACUCUGUGGUAGCAUCUGCACUUUUUUAUGCAGUGGUCUGCUGGGGGGCAGGGAGCACCGAGAGGGACAGGAAGAGACUGAACAGACUGGUCAGGAGGGCCAGUUUUGUCCUGGACUGCUCUUUGGACUCCCUGGAGGAGGUGGGUGAGAGGAGGAUGUUAGCAAAGCUUGUAUCCAUCAUGGACAAUCCCUCUCACCCACUGCACCAGACUGUGGGGGCUUUAAGCAGCUCCUUCAGCAGCAGACUGAGACUUCCACCUUGCAAGAUGGAGCGCUACCGCAGGUCAUUCCUCCCUUCUGCAAUAAGACUUUACAACGAACUGUAAUAAAACUGGACUCACACCUUAAACUAUUUAAUAUUCAACAUUCAUGUACAGUUACUUAACCAAGACCAUCCUUAAACCUCAUCAUCUGUUGUUCAUCUCCUUAUUCAUUCAUUCAUCCAGUACUUAAAUUGUGUAUGCUAAAGUCCUCUUUUUUCUGUGAAGCUCCGUUUUUAAAAGUUAUUGGGGGGGUUCAUGUUUUCUUUGAUUGACACCUGACACAGCCUAUUGGCGUUCAGGGAUUGUGUAGCUCACCUGGGGGACAUGCUGUUUGAGGCAAGCGUCAUCACAGCGACUGUUGGCGACUCUCCUGCCGAAUGCGCACAACGCUACUGUGCAGUGCUGGUUUCAGGAAAUAAAGAAAAAUCGCGGAAAUACAGAGAGCUUUUUGGCUUCAAAUCCGUAUAUAGGUGGGAGGCGAAACUAAGUUGUCCAUAGUAUAUACAGUCUAUGGGCAAGACCCUUAGCACUAUGGCCUACCUCAUAAACAUGAGUGCGUUACCAUUGAAAGCCAAACCAGCUCAGAUGUCGCCUGGGUUAACAAGGUCUGCAUCACAUGCUGAGGAACUAGGGCAUUGUGAUGAGAAAUGGGCUACUGGAACAACAAAGAGAAGGCAAUGGACUUCUGGACACGAGAUGAGAAUGAGGCUCUGUUGGGAUGCUACUACUCCAGUAAACCUAACCAGCAGGGUUACAUGAACAGAGCGCAAACAGAUAAGGUUCUUGAAGACUGCAAUGAGGAACACUAAAUUGUAAAAAAAAAAAAAGGGAGAAAAAAAAUCAAUGAAGGGGUGGGGUAGGUUUAAUUUAGUUUUACGUAUUAAGAACUGGCAUAAAAGUACAUGGGAAAAUAGGGUACAGGUUGUAAAAGCAAAGCUUCCAAAAAAAGCUCCCCAAAUGCAUAUAUCAAUUUAACCCAAGAUGAUGAGUCAAAUUAACUCAAAGACUGGGUUAACUUGACCCUUAAAAAGAGUUAUUGAGUCAACCCAAAAUUUGGGUUAAGUUGAAUAACCCAACAUUUUGGGUUAUUCAAAUUAACCCAAUAAGUAGUCGGUCCCUUUUCAACCCUGGUGUUGGGUGAAAUACAACCCAACUUGGGUUGUUUUUAACCCAGGGGUUUUUAGAGUGCACAAACCUGUAGUAGAUCCGGCGCUUAUAGGUCUGUAGUUUGAACAUUCCAAUUUAUCUUUUUCAUCCUUUGGAAUUACUGAGAUAGCCCCACUAAACAUUAGAAGUCUGAUAGACGUGGAGAUCAUGUCUAUAUUGCGUCUGUCGGUCCAAGACCCAUUUUGGAUUUCUUGUCCCUGGAUCUAAUUUAUCCCCCCCACUCAUCCUACAAACGUCUCGGUGUAAGCUCUCCUCCAUACUUUCCUUAUGUUUUCUUUCCAAUCCUUUUAACUCAGAAUAUAGAUCCUUAAGUUUCUCCUGUUUCAUCUUAUUUAAAUAUGCAGUUCUUGUAAUAAUUUUCUGCUCAACACCACCUUGCAAGCAUCCCACAGGACUGAUGGAGACACCUCACCAUUAUUGUUAUCUCCACAUAUGUCUGAAUUUCUUUUAUUUCUUAUUUUCCUCUUUCCUCUUUCAUGCAUCCUUUGAGAAUAUUUGAAUUUAAUCUCCAAAGUGUUGUUUUCUUCUCAUUUGUCAAAUUUAAAGUUAUGUAUACAAGACAGUGAUCUGAUAAAUCUCUUAUACCUAUUUAACAAUUCUUUACCCUGUAUUUGUCUUUAUCAUACAUCAAAAAGUAAUCAAUCCUCGUAUGAGUUGAAUGUGACGCUGAAUAGAAGAUAAAAUCUUUACAUGUGGGUUAAGAUCUUUCCAAACAUCUAUAAUGCCCAAUUCUGACAGUAUUACAUUUUUUUCACUUAUGGUAUUUUUCUGUUGCCCUCUUGAAGACGUGUCCAGAUAUGGAUUUAGUCUUAGAUUUAAAUCUCCUCCCCUGUCAGAUCAUCCUCUAUCUCUGAGGUCACUAAGUCAAACAUCUGUCUACAAAAUGUCCGCUUUGAACCCGGGGGUGCAUAAAUGUUAAGAAGAGUGACCAUUCCUUCCCCUAACCUCCCUCUUAUUGGUAUAUAUCUGCCCUUAGUAUCUAUAACUUCUCAUGUUUUCUCAAAAUAAAGUUUUCCUGAUAUAAGUAUAGCCACCCCUCUUCUAUGUCCCUUUUUGUAAAAAAGAGAGGACUUGAAUAAACCCACAUCUUUUAAGCUUUCGUGUUCACGCUGUGUUAGGUGAGUCUCGUAAAAAUACAACUUCCACCUUGUCCUUUCUCAUCUUUGAUAAAAUCUUAGAUAUCUCUGUUGGAUUGAGUAUUCUUUUAAUAUUAAAGGAGGCGAUCUUGGCUGUCAUUUAAAGUAUAUGAAUGUAUAGCAGCCGAGACUACUCUGUGGGUGAAACCCACACAUUCCUCGCAGGAAAGGUUCCUUAUCUGGUCCCAGGACAUAGGAUAAUAUAAAUCUUUCCAGACUUGUUUGCACUUUCAGGUUACCUAACUGACCCAACCAGAGGUUGAUCAAAACCUCUGGCUCUUCACGGUUGGUCAAUUCGGAGAACAGAGACAGAGUUUUUAUUACGUUUCAAACUGACUCCAUCACUGACCAUCUAAAUAAUUAUUCAUGCCUUAAUCCAGGUCUCCCAUUUGAGAUUUACCGUCUUAAAGUGUGUGAACAUACGGACCCCAAGGAAAGGUCUGAGGAGCAGGACACUGACCUCCAGACCUUGGUCGUAAAACCCUGCUCGACCAUGUACUGAUAAAAACUGCAUUCCUUUCGAGAAAGAAUACAAAUGACUGAUCAUGACAUCUUAUGCAUUCAGCAAUGUACUAAUCGGUCUAAUCAUGAAAUUUGUGUUAAAAUGAGAUGUUUCACGAUUUUAUAUGUGCUCCAGAAGCCAAGUUAUCACUCUGACUUUUGUUCUUUAGUUUCUUUAGACCAACAGCUUUUUAGACUACUUCAUGAACCUUUAAGAGUUAGAUUUAUUGAUUAUGAAUCAUAACUCUUAAAAGUUCAUGAAGUAGUCUAAAAAGCUGUUGGUCUAAAGAAACUAAAGAACAAAAGUCAGAGUGAUAACUUGGCUUCUGGAGCACAUAUUACUCUAAGUAACUGAAAUAAUUUAAAAAUGUUUGGUUUACGUUUUAAUCGUUUAUUUAGUGUUUUUUAACCAUUAGGUGGUUAUAAUGUCAUUGAAAAAUCUAUAUGUUAGCAUAUAGAAUCCAUUAUUACUCAUGAUGAAGGUCAUUCACAUGUAUUUACCCUUUUGUUGGUCACAGUUUCUAUGCGUUACUGUCUGUUUCAUUUCAGAGUAAUUUAGCAUGUUCAAUGUGAUACUUAAAACAUGAUGAAAAUGUUUGAUGUGAUUCUACAUUUCACUCAUAUGUGUUUAGUAUCAAAUCAUUUGUCAUGAAACCAAACAUUCAGUGAUAUUAAUCAUAGUGAGUAUCAGAUCUGACUCUUUUACCAGCCAAAAGUAUUUUACGCCACGUGUUCAUUCACGUUGAUUGUUCUUUAACAUCGUCUUAGUUCAAGUUUUUGAAACUUCAACUUUUUGUAUGCAUAGCAAUUCAAGAUUAAGACUUAAACUGUUUUUUCUUUAAUUUCCCAAAGCCAUUUUUGAAAUAGUUUCGACUGGCCAUCAAGCCUCUUUAUCGGGGUUAUCUGCGUGAUUUCAAAGUCACCUCUGAAUGCCACCCAGCAGGCCCAAAGUCAUCCUCUGUGCCAGAGUUUUUGAGUGAGACCAAAGAAGUAUCCACAGGCACCGGUUUUUGCUUCGGGCCUGAGUGCUGCAACUCCUGACCCAUCCUUCAGCUGACUUUUUUUUUUUUUUUUAAUUUAACAACAAAACAGAGUGACAACAACAACAAAAAUGACAAGAACAACAAAAAAUAAAAAUAAAAAAUUAACAAAAAUACUUUUGUGAGGGAGGGGAGGGGGAAAGAAUACAUAUAAUAUAGAAUAUUAAAAAAAAAUCUGAAUUGGAUUACAUUGAAAUAUAUAUGUAAUAAUAACUAUAUAUAUAUAUAUAUAUAUAUAUAUAUAUAUAUAUAUAUAUAUAUAUAUAUAUUAUAUACAUACAUACAUACAUAUAUACACACAUACAUACACACAUAUACAUAUAUACAUACAUAUACAUACAUACACACACACACACACACACACAAACACACACAAUCCCCCCGAAUCACCGACACAACAGCGAUGAUACAACAACCACAACAGCAUCAAUAAUAACAACAAUAGUAAUACCGGCAAUAAUUAUGACCAUAAAAGAAUGACAACGCUGACGACAACAAUAAUAACAGUAAUAAUAAUAAGGAUACAAAACAACAAAAGCCACUACAAUGUACAACACUAUAGUCCGGACCAGAGGCGGGCCCGGCCCCCUGCACCACCAAGAAGCAGGCCGACCAGCACCCAUGCCCGCCGUGGUGGGACGCCCUUGGGCCACACAUGACUCUCCUCUUGUGUGUUGUUCAUGUGGUGCAUUAAAAACUUCACUGUGACUUCGGCUGACUUCAGCCGUCUUCUGAGCGGAACCGCUCGAACCACAGGUAGCCCCGGACCUUCGGAACCUGCUCCAUCUUCUCCAAGGACCAGUCUCACUUAAGUGUUCAAACCUCCAGCGCUCCAAACAGGGCUGAUGCUGUCUCAUGUGGCCAUAACAUAGAUAUUCACUUAUUCUGGUAAUCCUAGUUUCAUCCAAAUCCACAUCCAAAUUUAGCUUGACACUAAAGUUUAUAGAGGUUAAUAUGUUAGAGUAUAUUCACUCACUAUCAUUAACUUUAGUGCUCCUAGCCUGACUCAGAACCUUUUAUUAUACACCUAUCAAUAUUUAUCCUCAUUAUCUUGUAAUUUAUUGCAUGUAUGUUGUACCAUCAUUUAUCCUGUAAUAAACAGAUCAUUAUUUUUCUAAGUUCUUGUCUGUUAGUGUUAUUCCAGAAGUGGAGUCCCUGAAAUGAGAAUUUCGGCUUGAGAUAUGAGAUUGAUUAAUUUAAGACUGACUCAAUGUUUGAUUUCUGAAUUAAACUUUUGUUUUUCUUUAUUUUUCCCACCAUUAAGGGUGAGUGGUGCCCCUUUCAACGAGUGCAUAAAUGUCAUAAUUUAAGAUUAUUAAUCUUAAGACAUUUAUCAUAAAUUCCAAUCGCACAUGAAUUACCUUUUGUCUUUUCCAUCUCCUCAUCUCAUAGAUACUCAUUUUGCGACUAGGACAACAAAUAGUAUUGAAUGUCUUAUUUCGACAGUUAACAUUAAACAACCUUAAACAAUAUGAAAAGAGAACUUCCUUCGAAAAGGUUACUUUUAUGACCCAGUUUGAGUCCGGGUGUCCAGUGGGCUCAGAGGGCCAGCCUCUGAAUCCCUGGAUCAGACUCAGAGGGCCAUCUCUGUUGUUAUUUUGGUCCAUACAUCCUUCAUCCCCUUCUGUUAAUAUUUGUACUUUCAAGAGCAAGUGUAAUGCUGUAAUGACCAAAUUCCCCCCUGGGUAUAAACAAGGUCAAUACUUUAUUUAUACCCUUUUUUAUGAGUCUGAUUAUUCUGAUGUCUUUUUUUGUGUCUUCUAGGGGGCAGGAACCACAGACAGCGUCUUGAUUGAGAUCUUUGCCUCCAGGUCAGCUGAACAGAUCAGAGCUCUGAAUGAGGUCUACCUGACAGGUAGAUUAUCAAGACAAACAGUUUGAAAGUUUAUUGAAUAAGAAAAGAAAAACAUUAUAAGCAUAACACAAGAACUAACUGCUGAAAAUACUGUACUGCAUAGAGACAGAGAAGAAGGUGACCCUGGAUCUGAAGUCAGAAGUUUCUGGAGAGUUUGCUGAUGCUCUGCUCCUCCUAGCUGAGGUUUGUCUUUAUGUAGGAGUUAGCAGUCAAUCUGUGCAGAGUAAAACAAACCUAUCUGCUAUAAACAUGGACAAACAUCAAUCAUACAUGCUGAGAUAGUGGAGAAAUUGUUCCUCCAACAACUUUUGACCUGUUUGGUUGUUCCUCUUAGAACUUUACAUCUGUGUGGUUGUUUCUCUAAGAACUUUACACCUGUUCAGAUGUUCCUCAAAGAACUUUUUACCUGUUUGGUUGCUCCUCUAUAAGAACUAUUUACCUGUUUGGUUGUUCCUCAAAGAGAACUCUUUAAUUGUUUGGUUGCUACUAUAAAAACUUUUUACUUGUAUGGUUGUUCCUCUAAGAACUUUUUACCUGUUUUGGUGUUCCUUUAAACACUUGCUGCUCAAAUUUGAUCUUGUUAGGUAUUUUUGUCUUGAAUCAAUAACAUCUGUUUCAAUUUUUUGUAAAAUGAUUUUUAAUUAAAGGGGACCUGCCAUCAAAAUUUCAUACCCAUUUUUAUAAUUUUUUCAUAACCCUUGAUGUCCUCUGAUUAUGUUUGCAACAUAAUUUUAGCUGAAAAGUUAUUUGAUGGUUUGUUUCAAACCAUUUUAGUAUGCCUAAAAAACCUGACAGGAUAACUAACUGACUUUGGCUCAUUAACAUGUAUGGUAAUGAGCUUUGCUCUGAUUGGAUCGCUGCUGUGAAGCCUGCUGUGCUCUAAUUGGCUCAGCAGUGAAGGUUCGGAUUUCGGUUUAUCCAUCUUGCUAAUGUGUGCUAAAGUAAGGUGCCCAGAUGUCUGUAAUGAUAUCCGGGGAUAUUCGGUGGAGCGGUGCGGCGGUGGCGGUGGCGGGGAGGGUGCAGGGGCUGCAGGGGCUGUGUGAUCACAGACAAAUCUCGGUACUAUUUAGUAGCAGUGCAUGUCCCUUGUAAUAACCCCCGUAAGAACUAUUGCCCAGGACUGCUUACUUGUGCUUCCUACCCAUUCGGCUACUGUAAUAACCGUUGUUCGAGCCCACACGCAACAUUUUUGCUCUCAUUCAUGAAACGCUUAAAUUGGGGACAUUUUCGGGGACAGCUUUUGCCAGGGACAGGUCAUCCAAUUCGGGGACUGUCCCCGGAAAUCGGGGACGUCUGGUCACCUCAUGCUAAAGGCUAAAAAUGGCAGGUAUUAAACCAUAUAUUUUAGACCCCGAGUACGAAGAGGAGGUGGAAGUUGAAGAAGAAGCCGGAGAUCUCCAGCGGUGUUUUCAUUCAUUCUGCCCAGCUUUAAGUUAAUUUUCCCGGCAGUGAACCCAAGGAAACACCGGUCGUUUGGAAGAGACCCAUAGCGGUUACAGUGGUAGCUGGGUCUCGCUCUGGCUGGAGAGUGAUGUUGACUGUGACUGGGUACGAGAACGAGAGAGUGGGCGCGGCUCACCGGGGAUGCGCUCGUAAAUAAUAAUGAGCAAGGUCAGCGCGACGUCAGAAGGACCUGCUUUUUCAAUUGGCCUGGUUUACCCGUUUCUUUUUUAAAACCUUUACAGAAUGCAAACGACGUAACGGUUUGUUUUCACAUUUACAACAUAAGACGAACAUAAUAUGGACCUUAUCUGACACAAAAACACACAAAAUUACAUUUUUGAUGGCAGGUCCCCUUUAAAUACAUUUGUAAAGGAGUUGAAAACUCUCAGAUCUGCUGGUAUAGAUCUUUUUGUUCACAACAAUCUGCAUAAUAACUGAACCUGAUAAUAAUAGAUAAUAAUACAUUUUAUUUGUAGUGCCCUUUAAAUCCAGAGACCCCAAAGGGCUACACGUUAAAAGCAAAAAAAAAAAAUCAUGAUCAAGGUAUAUGAUCAAGGGAAUUAACAUGUUGUCAGUAAUGAUGGACACUAUUCUGCAGAGGAGUAGUGUCUAUUCAUGGAGCCGGCAGUCAGUAUUCAAAGAUGAUUACAGGAUUAAUGAAUCAGUAUGUAUUGGAAAAGAACUUUCAUUUUGUGUUUCAGGGUAAAAGAGAUGAGAACACCACAGUGGAUACAGAGAGAGCUAAAGAAGAUGCCAAGGUGAUACUUUGUGCCAGUUUGAACUUGUUUCCCUUUUCUUCACACAAGUGUUUUCAUGUGGAGUAUACUUCAACUUAUGAGAUUCUGAUGGUACUUAGGCUCUAUAUGAUGCCGGAGAGAAGAAGUGGGGCACGGACGAGUGUAAAUUCAUCAACAUCCUCUGUCAUAGGAGUAUACCUCAGCUCAGACAGAGUAGGUCACAGUUAUUAACACACUUAUUUCAGAUGAUGUGUCUCCUUUCAUUAAAAGUGCAGAGAUAUUUAACCUUCAUUUGGUGUAUGUUUCAGCUCUUAUUGAGUAUAAAACUAUCAGUGGGAAAACCCUUCAGAAGAGCAUCGAGGGGGAAAUGUCAGGGACACUGAAGGAGCUACUGGUUGCCAUCGGUGGGUUAACGUGCUUAUUAAUGUUUUAAUUGAUAACAUUAUAAAUGUCAUUGUUGCCUGUAUUUCUGUCAUUAUUAAGAUCAUUUUGUCAUAAUAAAUGUGAUAAUAGUAACUAUUAAUGUCAUUAAUGUCUUUAGUUUCAUUAUUUAUGUCAUUAUUGUCAUAAUAAUGUCAUAAGUGUCAUUACUAAUGUCAUUACUGUCAUUAUCAAUGUCAUUACUGACAUUAGAAUUUUCAUAAUUAAUGUUAUUAAUAUCAUUAUUACUGUCAUUGAUGUAAUUAAUAAUGUCAUUGUUAUUCAUUAUUUAUUCCAUUACUGUCAUUAUUAUCAUUGUAAUUAUCAUAAUUUAUGUAAUUAAUGUCAUUAUUAAUGUCAUUUAUGUCAUUAUUAAUGUCAUAAUUGGUGGGUCAACCCACUUAUCAUUGUUCUUAUUGAUAACAUUAUAAAUGUCAUUAUUGUCAUCAUAAAUGUCAUUGUCAAUGUCAUAAUUGUCAGUAUUAAUGUAAUUUUUGUCAUUAUUGUCAUUAAAAUUGUCAUUAAUGUCAUCAUCAAUGACAUCCUUAAAUUAUUAUUGUCAUAAUAGUCAUUAAUAAUGUCAUUACUGACAUUAGAAUUUUCAUAAUUAAUGUCAUUAAUGUCAUUAAUUAUGUCAUUAUUGCUCAUUAUUAAUGCCAUAACUGUCAUUAUAAUUUACAUUAUUAUCAUUAUAAUUGUCAUAAUUUAUGUCAUCAAUGUCAUUAUUAAUGUCAUUCAUGGCAUUAUGAAUGUCAUAAUCGGUGGGUCAACACACUUAUUCUUAUUGAUAACCUUAAUAAUGUCAUUAUUGUCAUUAUUAAUGUCAUUAUUGUCAUUAAAAUUGUCAUUAAUGUCAUUAUUAAUGACAUUAUUAAAUCAAUAUUGUCGUUAUUAAUGUCAUUAUUGCUAAUAUUAUUGUCAGUAAUGCUAUUAUUAAUGGCAUUAUUUUUGUUCUUAAUGUCAUUAUUUAUGCCAUUAAUGUCAUUAUUAUUGUCAUUACUGUUGUUAUUUUUGUGUUUAUUGUGAUGACCAAUGUCACUUCUGUUAUUAGGGCCAUGGGGCAAACGCACUAAGGCACUGGCCCCUAUACAGAAGUAUAGGGCGAAGCCACGAAGCACUAUUAUUAUACUGUGAAUUUUACCUAUUCUUCUCCCAGACAAAUUUGGAUUUGCUGUUAGUCCUACAGCUUAAUGAAUUGUAUGACAAAUAAUAUAAAACAUCUACUUGCAUACUUUUACCUACAGACUCUUCAAACUUUUAAUAUCUGGGAUAAGUGUAUUUGGCUUCAUCAUAUUAAAUAAACCCACCUCAACUUUUCAGAAACUUUGCUGUUUGUUUGGUAGAAGCAGAUGAACAUCUCUGUGUGCUGUUUAACCUGACCUUCAUGAUCCCCUGCAGUCAAGUGUAUACAGAGUGUGGUGACCUCACUGUUGUCUGUUAUUUCUUGUUUGUCUUGCAGUGAAAUGUGUGAAGAGUGUGCCGGCAUACCUAGCAGAGCGUCUGUAUGAGAGCAUGAAGGUGAAUUCUCUGUUUUGACUCAUUUGUACACAGGUUCUGCAGAAAUUUGACUGUGAUGUUGUGUUCACACCAUGUGUGAAUAAAAUCAUCUCAUUGGCAUCAACCUAUGUUGUGACCUUCAGCAGAAUGAAGAACACUGUUUACCUCCUCCUGUUUUCUGCUAAGCAGCUGUACUUCACCUUGGUUCAACUCAAACCUCUCUCUGCAUCUGAGUACUUUAAUAAUUUGGUUUCCCUCCGUUUUCUGUGGGGUACUUAUUUUGACUCUCUGACCCUUCCCUUCCAUCUCAGUCCCUCCUACCAGACCUGCAUGGAAAAAAGGGAGGAAAGAAAAGAGACAUAAAGAACCUUUCCUCUGAGGAGUCACAUGACAGGAAGUCUGUUUGUCAGCUGAUCACCUCUGUUUCAUCUGCUGAGAUUUUUCUGUAUGAAUUUUAAGGUUAAAUUAAACUUCCCUGAGCAGGACAUUUUGGGUUAUUUUACAGGCUCUGCAGUUGGUGGCUCCAAUUUUUACCCUCCUUUGCCUGAUAUGAAACUCCUCUGGGGUGUGGAGUGGACAGAUUAUAUCCUCUAAACACUCAAUAGCUCAGUAAAUAUUUGCUCCUCAGUUUUUCCAGCCCAACCCGAGGCUCUCCAUCUGUUUCAGAUGUAGAUCAGACUCUGAGAAACUCCUGAGACUGAGCUCAGACCAGAGAGAGGAUUUAAACUAAAACCACAAGAGGGAAAGGUUAUAUAUUCAUGUGUGUGUGUGUGUGUGUGUGUGUGUGUGUGUGUGUGUGUGUGUGUGUGUGUGUGUGUGUGUGUGUGUCCACUCAUUCAGGGUGGAGGAACAGAUGAGUGGACUCUGAACAGGAUCAUGGUGAGUCGCUCUGAGAUCGACCUGUUGGAUAUCCGAGCUGAGUUUAAGAAGAGGUACAAGUACUCGCUGCACUCGGCCAUUGAGGUAAGAAACGUUUGCCUGAAGGUUUAGUCUACUGAUGAUUUGAGUCUGUCUGCUGUGUCAACGUCGAUGAUUAUUCUUUUAUAACUCUGAGGAAACACACACAGAACCAGAACCCUGGUUUGGAUUUGUUUUCUGGGUCCAUGAAGACUAUUCUCAGAAUAUUCAGACUGGAAGAAUAGAAGAUAACAUGAUUGUGACUUAUGUACUUACAACAUGUUGACUAUAUUAAUGUAAACUAGGACUAAACUUAUGUAGCAAUUUAAAUUUAUAAUUAAUGUCCUAAGAUUAAUAAUUGAUCAUAAUUUUAAAUUAAGAUAUUUAUGCACUUAUUAAAAGGGGUACCACCCACCUUUAAUGGCAGGAAAAUAAAGAAAAGCAAAAGUUUAAUUCAGAAAUUAAACAUUAAGUCAAUCUUAAAUCAAUCUUGAAUCAAUCUCAUAUCUUGAGCCAAAAUUCUCACUCUGCUUCUGAAAGAACACUAACAGACCUGAACUUAGAAAAAUGAAUGAUGGUACAACAUACAUACAAUAAAUGAUGAUAAGAUAAUGAGGACAAAUAAAAAUAGAUGAAUGAAUGAGUCAGGCUAUAACUACUAAAGGUAAUGAUAGUGAGUGAAUAUGCUCUAACAUAUUAACCUGAAUUAACUUUGGUGUCCAGAUAAAUUUGGAUGUGGAUGAAUUUGGGAUCACUCAAAUAAGUGAAUAUUUGAAUUAUGAACGCAUGAGACAGCAUCAGCCCUGUACUUAAGUGAGGCUGGUACUUGGAGAGGAUGGAGAGGGUUCACUGAAGGUCUAGCUUACUGGCAGUUUGAGAGUUUUGGCUCAGCAGAGGACCAGAGUCAGCUGAGAGAUGGGCCAGGGGUCACAGCAUGCAGGCCUAAAUGCAGAACCAGUGCCUUUAGUAUCCUGUGGAUGCUCCUUUGGUCUCACUGCAAAACUCUGGCACAGAGGAUGCCUUUGGGCCUGCUGUGUGGCAUUCAGAGGUGACUUGAAAAAUCACUCUGAGAACUAAGAAGAAGAAGCUUGAUGGCCAGUCAAUACUAUUUGAAAAUUGACAGUGAAAUUAAAGAAAAAUAAGUUAAAGACUUUAAUCUUGAAACGCUAUGUGUACAAAAAAAUAGUUGAAGUUUCAAAACUUGAACUAAGAUGGUGUUAAAGAAAAUCAAACAACAUUAAUAUACAGGUGGCGUAAAACUUGAAAAACUUGGCAGGAAAAAUGACAAAAGUAGAAGGGCAUGAGGAAAAGGUAAGACCAAGCGUAAGAGUAAGACAAAAAGACUGAGAGUGUAAGAGAAAGAGGAAAGUGAAAAGUCAAGAGAGUGAGAGGUGACGAGCAUAAGAGAAAGAGGGCACCCCAACUUUAGUGGUUUUAUGUUCUUCAAACUGUGAGUGUCUCUGGGGUGUGUGUGUGUGUGUGUGUGUGUGUGAGGGAAGAGAGGAGGGGUUGCUGGUGUCCUGCUGCAGCGUCUUUAGAGAAUCCCUUCAGGAUAUCGGAUUAUUUGAUCCAACUUAUACUUAUGGCUGGUAAAGGAGUCAAAUCUAAAACUUACUCACUAUGAUUAAUGUUAUUUAAUGCUUGGUUCAUAAUAAAUGUUUUGAUACAAACACAUAUAUAAAGAAUUGUGGAAUCACAUUAACAAACAUUGUCAUUAUGCUUUGAGUAUCACUUUUUAAAGAACAUUGAUCAUGUUAAAAUAACUGAAAUGAAACAGAUAGUAAGACAUAGAAACUUUGAAUAACAAAAGGGUAAACACAUGUAAAUGAACUUCAUAACAAUGAUUCUAUAUACUAACAUUCAGAUUAUUAAAUGAAAGUAUAACUACCUAAUGGUUAACAGUGCUAAACAAAUGAUUAGAAUAUAAACUAUACAUUUCUACACUAUUUCUACAAGUAAAGGGUUAUAAUUCAAACAUAUUAAUUUCGACAGUAAAUUAAUAAACAAUUUGGAAAGCUGUUGACCUUAGGGAACUUUAAGACUGAAGGAUUUAUUUUGUCAGUGUGAGAUCAUGGCUUUUGAACAUGAUAGGCUACUGGGACAAAGACUGUUUAGUGUUAGUGUUGAGUACUGACAGAAGAUCAUUGUGCAGUGUCCAUCCAACCUGUAAUCAGACUAUUUGUACUUAUUCUCUUUGGAUUGUGCCAGUGGCGGCUGGUCCAUAGAGGGCGCUAGGGCCCUCUCUCUCACAACAUGUUUCUACACAGCCCGUCAUUCUAAUAAAACAUUUUUUUUAAUGACUUAUAUGUAAAUCCUGUGUUUUAGAAAAGAAAAUUGAAUAAUAUAGUCUGAAGAGAGGUAUUGAAAGUAUAACUUGUAGUAAAAAAGUCAGUUUAGAAAUGUCCUACAUUGCCUACAGUUAUUAACAGUGUUGUUAUAGUUACUGUUUAACAGGCCUGAAUGAGAUAUAGCACACACACACACACAGGUCCUAGCAUGGUGGAGCUCUUUAACUUUUAGGUUUUUAUCUUAUUUACUGCCAUAACUAUUUAUUUGUUGUCAUAGCUAUUUAUUUUGAUGAAAACUCUUGUGUGUCCUGUGGUAUCUGUUGCUGCUGUGACAAUAUGAAUUUCCCCUUUGGGGAAUCAAUAAAGUUUUAUUCUAUUCUGUUCUAAUAGUUGACGUAUAUCCAGCCAGGGGUGCACAAAUCUUUCCCCAUUGACUCUCGUUAUAACUUUGACAUGCGCAGUUCGUUCCUCUUCAAUACAGCAGAUAUUGCCCCGCUGUCUCUCUCUGGUAGCUUUACUUUACUGCUUUUCACCACUGACCAUGGGGUGGCAGCAGAGAGUGAGUGGUUUGUUCACCUGCUUGCCUGUAAAUACAACCAUCAAGCAAAUGACGUUGAACGCAUAGUGUCAGGGUAAUUAGCAAGCAAGAUUUUUAGCAGUCACAGGGAGAGCCGAAAAAGGAGAGAAUGGAGCUAAAAGUCAGCCUGUUAGCAAGAACCUUGAAAAAGGUUUUUCUUCCACACUGAGUAAGGAGAUGGUGCGGAACUGCGUGAUGUCACUCGCAUCCUUCUCGUUCGGAAUCCAGACACCGUCAGCAUGUCUCUUCUGCUUGGGUACCUUCCCCCUCCGCCAUACUGCUCUGAUAAGUCUCCACAGCCUCUCCAAGAGACUUGGGCAGUGUUUGUACACUCUGUAUGGCACUCCACUGGGCCCUCGAGCAGCACUGGCCUGUGCAGCUCUGAUUGUUUCCUCUCACCUCUGCCAGAGUGGGCUCUUUGGCGUUAAACUGGAUGGAGGGUUCUGGUGGUCUAUUAAGCUCCCUGCAGGGCGGCAGCUCUUCCUCCCUUCUCCUGUCGCUGUAUGCAUUGCUGAGGUGCUGAUUGAUUUCCUCUUCUGGGCAAACAAGACUUUCGCUGCGCUUUUGCUCCAGAAGCUGUUUGGUGAAACCAAAUGGAUGCUAUUGCUAUAAAGGCAGUCCGCUUGCGAGCCUUCUCUCUGCCCCUUCUCCUGUGCCACUCAGCUCGUUGGAGGGAGAGGACCUUCUUUCUCAAUUUGUUCCGGAGCUCAGUCAGGGCAGGUUUCUCCUCUUCUUUCGCCUUCCUAAACUGCUGUUUCAGGAACUUCAGUUCUUUCCUGAGUUUGGUGAUCUCAGCCUCAGGCUGGUUUGGCUUGAUGAGGAUCUUGGCCUUCGGUUGUUUGAUGCCAAACCUCUCAGCACCAAUACUGAUAAUUAGCAUGCACAUCAAGUGGAGAUGCUGAUCAACUCCUCCCCUUGAUGAUGCUUCUAAGGCGGUAUCCACAUCCUCAUUGAACUGGCGCCACUUGGUCUCCUUGUGUGCGGCAGGCUAUAAGACUUGGCAGUGUUCAGACGAUCUGCUAGGUGCAGCAUGCAGGGCCUGGAGGUUCUGGACACUGUGGGGUGAUUCCGGGACCUGCUCCUCCUCCGCCUCACCAGGGGCAGUGCUGAGCACUAGCUCUGUGCGUUGAUCUGCUUGCUUCCUCCUUGUGCAGCCCAUCUUAGUCUGGUGGCUCUUCAGACCUCUCAAGUUCUUACAGGACUUGCCGCAAAAACAGGUUGCUCUCGUUGUCAAUAAUCCAUUGCUCAUGUCUUGCAAUAAAUGAUCCUGUCUUUGUCUCCUUGACAUGGGAAGGAUAAAAUGUUUGUCCUUUUGAGAAGGUUGUCUGGAAUAAAGACAGGAGGUUGUAGAAAAAAUGUUAUUUGGUGUUAGGUUUACACCAUCUCUUCUUUGGUGAUCAGAUGUAAGCCUUACAUUCCUUUGGGGUUGAGAAAGUGGUUGUCUCUGCUACACUUAUCAAUCUAUCCUGGUAAAUUAGUGGAGACCUGAAGAGGUACUAACCUGCACUAACCCUGAGCUGGAGUGCAGCAGUCUAAGAGAACUGGACUGUCUGCACACUGAGAGGGAUUCACAAAAAAUGGACUGCAGCUGUUUAUCGCACCAAGAAAUGCAUGUCACUGACCCUGUUGUCUGCUUAGUCUAAAGGUCUGAGCACAAAGCUUUUGCACAGAGCUAAACUGCGAGGUCUCGUCCUGACAGAGAUCAGAUCUGUACAAAGCAGCAUGUUCAGAGAUAAAGAAAUAAGUUGAGCGUGACAGUGCAGGCCCUCUGUGCUGAGACUGAGGCUGAUUUACCCUCGAAUGAUAAGCGCUCUGAAGUCAAAGUCAUGUCAGCAGAAGUUUGUACUGAAAGAUUAUUUUGGGGUCAUUUAGCAAGGGGAAUGUUUGCACCAAUAAAUGUAUAUUGACUGGUGUAAGUUAAUGCUAACAGCAGUGGUGCACAGUGAUGCUGUUUGUGGAGCAGUUUGUGGUACAUUUAAACCAUCUGUGUGCUUUGUGUAUCAGUCCUGCACAGAUUUCGCAGGCGCAAAAACUGCACAGCCCUGAAUGUUCUGACUGCUUAGACUGUGACAGUGGUCAGUCUUGGCCUAACUGGUCUUGGUGGUGUGUUCUCCUGGUCUGUGGUUGUGUCUUUCAGUCUGAUCUGUCGGGGGAACUUGGAGAAGCUUUGAAGGUCAUCUGUGGAGGAGACGACUAACUAAAACCUGAGCUCACCUGAGACAAAAGUAACCAGCCUAACCCUCACCUGUCUUCUCUCACUCUUUCUUCACCCUCAGACUAAUGUCUAAUUACCACAGCUAUCAGGCAAAACACGGAGGCUCACCCGUACAGAUGUGGAUACCUGUGGAUCAGUUUGUCUUUUUGAAUCAUGAUUUUAAGUAUACACAGAUACACCUGUAGAUCACCUGUAGCUUACCUGUAAAUCACCUGUAUCUCCCCUGAUACUUACAUGUUACUCACCUGAAGCUCCCUUGCUGCUUGCAUGGAGCUCACCUGUAGAUCUCCUGUUGCUCACCUGUAGCUGGCGUAUAGCUGCCAGCUCACUUGUAGAUAAGGUUGACUGUAUUUUGAUGACCAAAAACCAGGACAGGACAUUAAGAUAGGACAUGUCCUGGGCAAACGGGACAUUUGGUCACCCUCCCUGGAGAUCACCUGUAGCUUACCUGUAGCCAGCAUGUAGCUCACCUGUUGCUCCCCUGCUGCUUGCAUGUGAUUCACCUGCAGUUGGUGUGUAGCUCACCUAAACCUCCUCUGCCGCUUUUGCAUGUAGAUCACCUGUAUCUCACCUGUAGCUCCCCUGUUGCUUGCACAAAGCUCACCUGUUGUUCACCUGUAACAUCCCUGCUGAUUGCAUGUAGCUCACCUGUAGCUCAUCUGUAACAUCCCUGCUGCUUGCAUGUAGCUCACCUGUAGAACAUGACGUGUGUAGCUCACCUAAAGCUCCCCUGCUGCUUUUGCAUGUCUCUCAUCAGUAACUCCCCUGCUGCCUGCAUGAAGCUCCUCUGCUGAUUUCAUGUAGCUCACCUCUAGCUUGUCUGCAGCUUGCAUGUAGCUCACUUGUAGAACAUGACGUGUGAAGUUCACCUAAAGGUUCCCUGCUGCUUUUGCAUGUCUCUCACCCGUAACUUCCUGCUGCCUGCAUGAAUCUCACCUGAAGCUCCUCUGCUAAUUGCAUGUAGCUCACCCAUAGCUUACCUGCAGCUUGCAUGUAGCUCACAUGUAGAACAUGACGUGUGUAGCUUACUUAAAGCUUCCCUGCUGCUUUUGCAUGUCUCUCACCUGUAACUUCCCUGCUGCCUGCAUGAAGCUGACCUGAAGCUCCUCUGCUGAUUGCAUGUAGCUCACCUGUAGCUCACCUGCUGCUUGCAUGUGGCUCACCUGUAACAUUCCUGCCGCUUGCAUGUAGAUCACCUGUAUCCCAUCUAAAGCUCCUCUGCUGAUUGCAUGAAUCUCACCUUAAGCUCCUCUUCUGCUUGCAUGUAGGUCACCUGUAGCUCACAUGUAACUCCCCUGCUGCUUGCAUGUAAUUCUCCUAAAGCUUCCCUGCAGCUUGUGUAUAGCUCACCUGUGGCUCACCCGUUAAUUACUUACUGAAGCUGUGGUCUAUCUGUCUGUGUUUUAGUCUGAUUGUGGAGGAGAUUAUGCAAAAUCUCUGCUGAAGAUCUGUGGAGGAGAUGACGACUACUGACUGCAGCACCUGAUCCUGUCUAUACAUCAUUUUAUCAGUUUAAUACAGAUUUACACUCAGUCUUCUUAUUAUCACAUGUAAUCUGAAUAUUUAUGAG
Xyrichtys novacula (pearly razorfish) is the source of this 35064-nucleotide messenger RNA. The record is from the annotation of a GenBank genome assembly. NCBI's taxonomy places the organism in Eukaryota, Metazoa, Chordata, Actinopteri, Labriformes, Labridae.